ACUGAGCAAUUUUGUUGGCAUGGUAGCCACUGUUUGUAGCAUUCGACAUGGCGUCGUUUCGGGAAGAGAUAUUGUUUGAGAUUAGUGGUCAGGCUAAAUCACCCUCUAAAGACUUCUAUCAGCUUAUUGUAACAAAAACAGAGAUAAUAUGGAGGUGGUGGAAGAUUUCGGUGCGUAUCAGGUUGCAAAGUCUAAAGCCUGGAGAAAUGAAGCAAAGUCAUGAAGAGUUCCUAACUGAUGACAGAAUACAGCGACAAAUCUCUGUAAUCUUUGGGUCGAAGUACCUGGAGUGCAUAAUUGGCAUCUGCGAAGGGAAUUUAGAUUAUUUGGAGCGUUUGCCUACUAAGCUGGAGACCAUUUGCCAACUCUGCCAGACAUCCCAUGAUCCAAAGCAGCCGUGUGACGCUGAACAAUCAUGGGAGCAGGCAGUGCGGCGCAGUGGCAUGGAGAUCACACCCGAAACAGAGAUGCUGGCCAAAAAUAUUGGCUGGGAGAAGAUUUACAACACUUUCAUUCUUAACAAAGGCCAGGAUGACAGUGAGACAAACGUGAACGCGGGCGAGAAACCAGGCCCUUAAACAUUAAGCAUGGCUUUAAGAAGCAUUAUAUGAAUCUUUCUGAUCAUUUACUUCACUGAAAACUCUGCUCCCCAACAGAGUUGCAUAUUUUGAAAUAAAAUAUUGAAUAGGCCAACAUUUAAAAUGUCACAAACGUGUCAUAAGUACUGGUAUCAUUGUGUUUAGCUGCUAAAGAAAACGGUAUAAAUGAAGAAGCAAA
Silurus meridionalis is the source of this 777-nucleotide messenger RNA. RefSeq names its product F-box protein 36a (gene fbxo36a). The record is from RefSeq and is a predicted model, not a curated record. NCBI's taxonomy places the organism in Eukaryota, Metazoa, Chordata, Actinopteri, Siluriformes, Siluridae. The transcript is spliced from 4 exons. Bases 48 to 578 code for a protein of 176 amino acids.